UCUUUAUUUGUUAAACUCAACAAUUUUUUAGAAAUAUUCUCACUUCAAAAAAUUAUCAAUCAAAAAAAAAUGGUUAUUUGAACAUCAUUAUGGAAGAUCUAAAAAUGACAACAUCAUCCAGCAGCAAAUCAAAUGUCGAAGAUGUCGUCGAAACGACUACUGAAACAACAAAAGAAUCAGAAUUAUCCAAUAUUGAUUCAGAAACGGAAAUUUUUGAUCGAAUUGCUAGUAAAUUGUUGCGAUCUGGUUACCUAUUGACAGCGUUAGAAUUACAUGCCGAACUUAUUGAACGUGGUAAAGAAUCAUCACGGUUACGUGAUUAUUUUGAUAAUCCACAUAAUUUCGAGAAACAUUUCGAUAUUUCGCCCACAAAUCGUCCAUCAACCAGUAAUGAAGCGAUGACAACGAUGUUUCCAAAAAAUUUAUCAAUCGGACGAAGUCCUUCGGAGAAUACCUUUGAUUCAUUGGAUUUUACACAUUAUUCGGAUGAAGAUCUCGAAAGACAUAUUGGUGAUGAACGGAUUGCCGUAUUGGAAUUUGAAUUACGUAAAGCACGCAAAACUAUUGAUUCAUUACGUGCAAGUCUUACAAUGACCACAACCGGACAAUGUUCUAAUGAUAUGAUUGAUGGUGGUGGUGGUGGUAAUAAUAAAUUGCUCAAUGAUUGUGAAUCCAAACUACAUCAAUCACCACCAACAAUCAACAAUGAUAAUAAUAUAUUCACUACUGCUACAGCAGAAUAUGCCAAUGAAUUUAGUAGAGAUUUUUAUUAUCGUGGUUCAGCCGAUGGUGAUUCAUGUCCAGGUGAAGAUGAUAAAUUUAGUAAAAAAUCAACAACAAAUUUAUCCAACUAUGAAUCAUGUAUUGGUGGUGGUGGUGGUGUCGGUGGUAGUUCAAUAAUCAAACCACAUGAAAAACGAGCACUGAAUUAUCUAAUCAAUGAAUAUCUAAUGACAUAUAAUUAUAAAAUAACAUCAAUAACAUUUUGUGAUGAAAACACUGAUCAAGAUUUUGAUAAUUGGAAUGAUGUUGGCCUGAAUAUAACAAGACCACCGGAUCUAUUACGAAUUUAUCGACAAUUCUGGAAUAACAUUAAUAAUCAUCGUCAAUCAUCAUCAUCAUCAGUAGCAACAGCAUCAUGUUUAAUGCGAACAAAUUCCAAUGCAACCACUAUUGUAAGCAAUAGUCAUAAAACAAUAAUCAAUGAUGAUGAUGAUGAUGAUGAUUUUCUUGUCAACAAUAACCAAUAAUCGACGAUUCGUUUGUAAAUAAAGACCAAAAUGAUGAUGAUGAUGAUUGCUAUAUAUGACAAAAAACAAAAUUGUCAAUGUCAAA
Molecule: messenger RNA, 1335 nt
Organism: Dermatophagoides farinae (American house dust mite)
Lineage: Eukaryota; Metazoa; Arthropoda; Arachnida; Sarcoptiformes; Pyroglyphidae
Source: RefSeq, a predicted model, not a curated record